AUGUAUAUCUUUUUGCACCACUUUGAGCCCAUAAGUUCUCAGGAGGUAGAUGACAGGUUCCUUCCAGGUAUCCUCAUAGCCAUGACAUGGGGUGUAGUGUGGUCCUAUACAGGCGAUGAAGUUCUUCCUAACGGAAAACUAUUUGGAAUGGUAAUCAUUUUUCUUUGUUCCUUUGUUGGUGGCAAGAUUGUGGAAUUAAUUAAGAUACCUAUGGUGCCUCCUCUGCCUCCUCUUCUUGGGAUGUUGCUUGCUGGUUUUACCCUCAGAAACCUUCCAGUUAUCAAUACUUAUAUAAAUAUUAUUCCAACCGGCUCUUCCUAUUUGAGAAAUACUGCCCUUACCAUUAUCUUGGUACGAGCUGGGCUUGGGCUUGAUCCAGAGGCACUGAAGAAAUUAAAGGGAGUUUGUUUAAGACUAUCCAUGGGUCCAUGUUUUUUAGAGGCAUGUGCAGCUGCUGUUGUUUCUCACUUUACUUUGCGCUUUCCAUGGCAUUGGGGAUUUCUCUUAGGUUUUGUCCUAGGUGCAGUUUCCCCUGCUGUUGUUGUCCCCUCAAUGCUGAUGCUGCAAGAUAAAGGAUAUGGCGUCAAAAAGGGGAUCCCCACCUUGCUGAUCGCUGCCAGCAGCUUUGAUGAUAUUCUGGCUAUCACUGGCUUCAAUACAUUCUUAAACAUAACAUUCUCUAAAGGUCCUGUAUAUAAGACUGUCCUCAAGGGUUUAUGUGAGACAUUAGCUGGUAUGCUGAUAGGAGCUGCUAUGGGAUUUUUUUGUCGCUACUUCCCAAGUAAAGAUCAGAAAGGACGUCACUGGCAGAGAGCAUGCCUCAUUUUGGGUUUAUCUAUUUUGGCUGUCAUAGGCAGCGAUCGUUUGGGUUUUCAUGGAGCUGGAGGACUAACUGCAAUAGUGAUGACUGCUAUUUCAGGAGCAAAGUGGUCCAAAGAAAAGGAAAAAGUGCAAAAAAUAGUUGCAAAAACAUGGGCAGUUUUUCAACCACUUCUUUUUGGCCUGGUUGGAGCCGAGGUGUCUGUUCAAACUCUUGAAUCAAAUAUAAUUGGCACCUGUGUUGCCACAUUGAGCAUGGCAUUAAUGGUUCGAAUUUUGGCCACAUACAUCUUGGUGUCUUUUGCUGGUUUUUCAAUUAAGGAAAAAAUAUUUGUUGCCCUUUCAUGGAUACCCAAAGCCACUGUUCAGGCUGUAUUAGGACCUCUGGCUUUAGAAACAACAAGAAGUAUGAACACACCUCACUUGGAAGCCUACGCAAAGACUGUGAUGACUAUGGCCUUUCUGGGAAUCCUGAUCACAGCUCCAAAUGGGGCUCUCCUCAUUGGCUUAUUAGGGCCCAAUGUGCUUUCAUUUGAUGGGAUUGAAAAUGAUAGUACUUCUUCGACAUAG
Gracilinanus agilis (Agile Gracile Mouse Opossum) is the source of this 1389-nucleotide messenger RNA. RefSeq names its product sodium/hydrogen exchanger 9B1-like. Gene Ontology annotation, molecular function: antiporter activity. Lineage: Eukaryota; Metazoa; Chordata; Mammalia; Didelphimorphia; Didelphidae. Bases 1 to 1389 code for a protein of 462 amino acids. The record is from RefSeq and is a predicted model, not a curated record. The transcript is spliced from 10 exons. Gene Ontology annotation, biological process: proton transmembrane transport. Gene Ontology annotation, cellular component: membrane.